Messenger RNA from Dibothriocephalus latus, 339 nucleotides. NCBI's taxonomy places the organism in Eukaryota, Metazoa, Platyhelminthes, Cestoda, Diphyllobothriidea, Diphyllobothriidae. The record is from the annotation of a GenBank genome assembly.
AUGUUUUUGCUUUCUGAGUGUCUUUUCCUGUUUUUGUCUUUUGAAGUCACCACUAGACCGCGACGCAAGGGUGAAGUGGAUGGGAAAGACUACUACUUCUGUAAGAGUCGUGCCAAGAUGGAGUCCGAAAUAGCCAUGAACAAGUUUGUUGAGGCGGGUGAAUACAACGGAAAUCUCUACGGAACGCACAUCCAAUCGGUAUUUAAGGUCUCCGCAAGCGGUCUUCACUGCCUCCUAGAUGUCGGCGGCCCGGCCUUGGCUCGGCUGACAAAGGCUGGUCUUCCACCCAUCGCUAUUCUGGUGAACGGAUCAGCAGGCCUGUUGGAGGAGGCUCAAGGC